Trichoderma reesei QM6a is the source of this 387-nucleotide messenger RNA. RefSeq lists its product as uncharacterized. Bases 1 to 387 code for a protein of 128 amino acids. Lineage: Eukaryota; Fungi; Ascomycota; Sordariomycetes; Hypocreales; Hypocreaceae. The transcript is spliced from 3 exons. The record is from RefSeq and is a predicted model, not a curated record.
AUGGACAACAGCAACGCCGCGACGACGCCCGACGAGGCGGAGAAGCAGCAGGUGCUCGACGAGCUCAAAGCCAUUGAUGUGGCGAUGCAGCGGCUCAAGCUGCUGCAUAUCAAGGCACGCCGAUACCAAGGCCUCAUCCCUACGAUGCUGGAACCUCUGGUGCAGAAACACCGAUCGCCAGAGGCCAUGUAUGCCGCCUUCAUGAAGUCGGUAGCCGACGCGCAGGCAAAGAUAUCCGAUUUCAGAGACCUCAUGACGGACGAGACGAGCACCGAAGCCUUUGCGCGCGCCGCCAAGAGCAGGGAGGAGAGGCCCGAUGGCAUCGCGCCGUGGAGGUACGACAACUACCCGGAAUGGUUCAAUGCCGAUAAGCACUGGACCAAGUAA